Saimiri boliviensis boliviensis (Bolivian squirrel monkey) is the source of this 2688-nucleotide messenger RNA. It is a transcript of the gene MPEG1, whose product is annotated as macrophage expressed 1. The record is from RefSeq and is a predicted model, not a curated record. Lineage: Eukaryota; Metazoa; Chordata; Mammalia; Primates; Cebidae.
CUGUUGAAUUUUCUGCUUCAUUGCCUACUUUUUUUCCCUAUUUAGUUUGCCUGAAGCUUGCUGGCUGCUGUGUAGGGCUGGUGUGUGGCUGGGCUGUCUGGGCCAUGAACAGCUUCAGGGCUGCCAUCCUCUUCUGGGCAGUGGCAGGAUGGGCUAAAUCAGGCAAGCCUCCAGGAGAGACAGAUAAAGUUGGAGUUCAAAAAUGCAAGAAUGCCUUGAAACUACCUGUCCUGGAAGUCCUACCUGGAGGGGGCUGGGACAAUCUGCGGAAUGUGGACCUGGGACGGGUGAUGAACUUGACUUACACCAACUGCAGGACAACAGAGGAUGGACAGUAUAUCAUCCCUGAUGAAAUCUUCACCGUUCCCCAGAAACAGAGCAACCUGGAGAUGAACUCAGAAAUCCUGGAAUCAUGGACAAAUUACCAGAGCAGCACGUCCUACUCCAUCAACACAGAACUCUCUCUUUUUUCCAAAGUCAAUGGCAAGUUCUCCACCGAGUUCCAAAGAAUGAAGACCCUUCAAGUGAAGGACAAGGCUGUUACUACCCGAGUUCAGGUGAGAAACCUGAUCUACACAGUCAAAAUCAACCCAGCCUUAGAGCUAACCUGGGGUUUUAGGAAGGAGCUCCUGGACAUCUCUGACUAUCUAGAGAACAACCGGACGAGGAUGGCCACCUACCUGGCAGAACUUUUGGUUCUCAACUAUGGCACCCACGUCAUCACCAGUGUGGAUGCUGGGGCUGCUCUUAUUCAGGAGGACCACAUCAGGGCAUCCUUUCUACAAGACAGCCAGAGCAGUCGUAGUGCCGUGACCGCAUCUGCUGGAGCUGUCUUCCAAAACAUUGUGAACUUCAAAUUUGAGGAGGACUAUGCCUCACAGAAUGUCCUCACCAAGAGCUACCUCUCAAACAGAACCAACUCCAGGGUGCAGAGCAUCGGAGGGGUUCCUUUUUACCCAGGCAUCACCCUCCAGGCUUGGCAGCAGGGCAUCGCCAACCACCUGGUGGCCAUCGACCGCACUGGCCUGCCUCUGCAUUUCUUCAUCAACCCCAACAUGCUGCCUGACUUGCCAGGUCCCCUGGUGAAGAAGGUGUCACAGACGGUGGAAACUGCCAUUAAGCGCUAUUAUGCGUUCAACACCUACCCUGGCUGCACAGAUCUCAAUUCUCCCAACUUCAAUUUUCAGGCCAACACAGAUGAUGGCUCCUGUGAAGGAAAAAUGACCAAUUUCUCUUUUGGUGGAGUUUAUCAGGAAUGCACUCAGCUCUCAGGGCAUGAGAAUGUCCUCCUCUGCCAAAAGUUGGAGCAGAAGAAUCCACUCACUGGUGCUUUCUCCUGCCCCUCUGGCUACUCCGCAGUGCACCUGCUGUCCCAGAUCCACGAAGAGGGUUACAACUACCUGGAGUGUCGUAAGAAGUGCACCCUCCACAUCUUCUGCAAGACGGUGUGUGAAGAUGUGUUCAAGGUGGCAAAGGCUGAAUUUAGGGCUUUUUGGUGUGCAGCUAGUAGCCAAGUACCAGAAAACUCAGGAAUGCUUUUUGGGGGCCUCUUCAGCAGUAAGAGCAUAAACCCCGUGACAAAUGCACAGUCAUGCCCAGCCGGCUACUUUCCACUGAGACUCUUUGAAAACCUCAAGGUAUGUGCCUCUCAGGACUAUGAGUUGGGAAGCAGGUUUGCGGUUCCCUUUGGUGGGUUCUUCAGCUGCACAGUUGGGAACCCCUUGGUGGAUCCUGCUAUAUCCAAAGACUUAGGGGCACCGUCUCUGAAAAAGUGCCCCGGGGGCUUCAGCCAGCACCUAGCCCUUAUCAGUGAUGGAUGCCAAGUGUCCUACUGUGUCAAGUCCGGGCUCUUUACAGGAAGGUCCCUGCCCCCUGCCAGGCUCCCACCUUUCACUCGGCCACCCCUCAUGAGUCAGGCUGCCACCAAUACUGUCAUAGUGACCAAUUCUGAGAAUGCAAGAUCCUGGAUUAAAGACUCCCACACCCACCAAUGGAGGCUGGGAGAGCCGACAGAGCUGCGGAGGGCCAUGAACGUCAUUCAUGGGGAUGGUGGUGGUCUGUCAGGAGGGGCUGCAGCUGGGGUCACAGUGGGGGUCACCACCAUUCUGGCUGUUGUCAUCACCCUGGCCAUCUACAGCACCCGGAAGUUCAAGAAGAAAGCUUAUCAGGCAAUUGAAGAGAGGCAGAGUUUGGUUCCAGGCACUGUAGCAACUGGAGACACCCUGGACCCAGCGCAGGUGCAGAGUCCAGCUUAAAUCUCUCCCCGAAAAUGGCUUCUCUCAUCUCCUACCAGUGUGGUCAUUUCUGAUCACUCUGUUUUCCUAAGUAUUGAAAUGGCAAGUGCCACCAAAAGUAGGUGUAACUUUGUGACUUCUUGUUUAGGUGUCUGGGUCAGGAAAUUCAUAUUGUUACAUGGAUAAGAGGGGUUGGGGAGAGUGAACAGCUGGGACUAGAAGCAAAAGCCAUUCUGGGACUAAAAUAGGAAGCAGGUGUCCUUUCCCGAUGUGUGUUGCUGUCUUCACCUGAAUGCAUUUGUGUAAAAAUAGAGGAGAGUGUUAAUGUUUGGAUUUGGAAGCUCUGAAUUUACUCUGAAGUUUGCCACUGCUUCCAAUUUCUGAGCUCUAAGAAUUUCUGCCUGUAAGAACUACCCUCUUUUUUUUUUUUUAGACAGUCUCGCUCUAUCACCAG